Messenger RNA from Spirodela intermedia, 8199 nucleotides. The record is from the annotation of a GenBank genome assembly. Lineage: Eukaryota; Viridiplantae; Streptophyta; Magnoliopsida; Alismatales; Araceae.
AUGGCGCGGCAGACGAGCGAUCUACAGGGGCGGGUUCAGGCGGCGCACCAGUUCGAUGAAGGUGCUCUUCUGAGAUACGUCCGAGCAAACGUCGAGGGUUUCCCCUCCAAACUCCUUAAAUUCACCGUCGCCCAGGUACGUGAACGCCAGCCCCCGCUGAUGCGGAGUUCGUGCCUCUCAUUCCCUGCGCCCCAUCCCACGCUCGUCCUGCUUCUGUCGACGAGAUGCUGAGUUCUUAUUUCUUCUUCCACUCGACUUCUUCCCCACCCACCCACCUCCGCCCACCGUUUUUUUUCCGUUUUGCAGUUUGGGCAUGGGCAGUCCAAUCCGACAUUCUUACUGGAGGCCGUGGGGGAAGGGCGAUCGGGUACGUUGGUUAACCGGUACGUGCUAAGGAAGAAGCCCCCCGGUGAGAUAUUGCAAUCGGCUCACGCUAUUGAAAGGGAAUUCCAAGUAAGAAUUGGGAACCCAUCGGAAGGAAUGUUUCGUUAAAGCAAUCAGAUGCAAUCACUGUGCCCCCUUCCCUCUCCCCGCCCCCUCUCUGCCUUCUCAAUCGAAGGAACGGCUUUCGUAUUACUUCUAUUUUUUCUGCCUUCAAAACCAAUGUAGAACCUAAUUUUGAGGGAAGCUUGAUAAAUAUUUUCUGACAUAUUUGGUACAUAAUAAACAGUGUUUAUGUAUGAAUUGUACAGACUUGAUGUUGAAGCAUAGUCGUUGCUAUUUUACGAAUAAGAUGGUUUCUUUAUCCGACACUCACCAGAAGGUGUGGCAGGACCUGUUUUUAUCCCAAAUAGGCAUGAUAUACGAAGCAAUAGUUGUCUUUUCAGAGUCUCAGGGAGCAAAAAUUGGAUUGCAUGAUCUUCUUUUGAUAGGCUACUUAAUCUAAAUAUUUACGAUAUUAGCUCUACACUGGCUCCUAAAUCUUCAGGUGCUGAAGGCCUUAGGUGCGCAUACCGAUGUUCCUGUUCCCAAAGUUUUCUGCCUAUGCCCAGAUCCUAGCAUCAUCGGGACACCAUUUUAUAUCAUGGAGUACUUGGAAGGGCGUAUUUUUUUGGACAGCAGCCUUCCUGUAAGAUCUCAUAUAAGCUCAUAGUGCUUUAUUUACAUUUUUAGACCUACCUUUCCUUAUACUUUAAUAACCGUCAGUAGGAUUGCUGGUCACGUGGAAUGUAGUCUGUGCUUCAAUUAUUUUGUGCAUGCAGGGGCUGGCUCCAGAAACGAGGAGAGCAGUUUAUGAAGCGACCGCCAAGACUUUGGCAGCUCUGCACAGGGUCAAUGUAGACUCGAUUGGGCUAGGCAAACUUGGUCGUCGGGAAAACUACUGCAAGAGACAAGUAUCAUAUUCCACCAAGCUUUCAAUCUUGACAAAAGAUAAAUCUUAUUUUUUUAGAUAAGUUACAGUUAUUGCUGCUAAGAGAAACCCUUGAUAGACAUUAUUAUAAAUUUUGUACUGUCAAUGACCAUUAUGCGACCUACUAUUUUUCUUUUUAGUCUCAUCCUCUUAAGUAUAUGGCUGCAUGACAUCUCCUUUAACGAGAAACAUUGGAGAGAUCUCGCUACUUUGGUCUACUGAUCAUAAAGAAAUGUGCAUACACAUCUCUGAACAGAUUUUGAUAAAGUUCGGUGGUGCCUGAUUACUCACUUUUAAGCAGGCAUGUAUUUUUGCAGGGUCCACCUUAUUGUGCAAAGGAGUAGAAAAGAGGCAAUAAUUUUUUGAUAUUUAUAUCCAUAUUUUCUUUUUAUCCGGACCUUUGAUCAGCUGCUUCAUUUUUUUCCAAUAGAUUACGAUAAGUCAUUCUUCAAUGAGCGCGAAUUCUUGUAAAUUAUUGAGAAAAAAGUAAUUUUUUUGUUCUAGGUGGAAAGAUGGGAGCGGCAGUAUCUUCUUUCGACUGGUGAAGAAAAGCCAGUGAGAAAUCCUAGAAUGCAAGAUCUGGCAGGAUGGCUGAAGCAACAUAUUCCUCUUGAAGAUUAUUCUGCAUCUGCAGGAACUGGUCUUGUACAUGGUGACUUUCGGAUUGAUAAUCUAGUUUUCCACCCUACAGAGGUUUGAAUCUUUAGGAAAUCCUCUUUUGGGCCAUGGGUUAGAUAGGGAGGAUUAAGAUAUUUUAUAAAAAUAGCGGCAAUUGUAGUUUUCUGACCUCUGUUCUCGUUUCAAUUCAACUAUUUCUUUCCCGAUCUGUGUGUACAAGUAACAGUUUGUCCAACUUAAAAAAGAAACUUCUUUUCUGUGUGGAUGAUUUUCGCUAAACUGCCUCAUUAGAAAGUUCAGUAGGGUUGUUAAUCUGAUUGAACAUUCACAGAUUCUCUUACUUUAUCAUUUUCCUGCAUAAGACAUGUUACUGUUACUCAUUUCACUGUAAUUUCCUUGACGUAGUACGAAGUCAUUGGCGUUAUCGAUUGGGAAUUGUCUACACUCGGGAAUCAAAUGUGUGAUGUUGCGUACAGCACCUUGGUACGCACCAAAAUAUUUUAUGCAUUGAUAUUUUUUUCUUUUACCUUCUCUUUUGCAUCUUUUGGGGUAUACUGCAGACCUAUUUUCUUUUAUUGUCAGUUAUGUCUGACUGGUUAGCAGUAAGUUCUCUCUGGUUUUUACGAGUAGUUCAGUUCUGUCUCUGCAUACCUAAGUAGUUCAGUUGCGGCAAUUUUUCUUUAGAUGUUUAAACAUUUUUUAAUGCCCUAUGAUAUGCACAAUAUGCAAAAAUAUGUAUCUUAGGACAAGUUGGAGGAGAUAUUAAGACAACUAGGAAAGAUUUUACAUUUUAUGUGUUAAAGUUUUAAAAGGCAAAUACAGCAAGUUCCCAGACCGUGCUGUCAACACAUCGGCCUGAUAAUAAAGCUCAAUUAAUUAAUGAUCUAAAGCACAAGCUCGUGCGGCCAGAAGCAGGAGACUACAUCCGAUGUAAGCCUAUGUUUUAUGGUUUGAACAAGCUUCUAUAUCAUCAUCAUCAUCUUCAGCAGUGACGAAUCCUGGAUCAUCGUAUAACUACCAUCCCAACAUUACUACACAAACACAAUAGACCUAAAACACAAGUAAACACAAAGACACAGAUAUUUGCAGAAGUUCAGCAUUCAUAACCAGCUUUCUAUCUUUGGCUCACCCCUCCAACCCCUACCAAAAAAAAGGAACAAAGAGAAAACACCUAGAAACUUUCAAAGGCCCAACUAUCUGUGCCAAAAUAUUCACCCUUCAAUGACGAGAAUGGUUCGUUUUUCUAAAAAUUUAUUUGCGAAAAUGUAUUUAGAAGAACCUCUGACACAACUAAGUUUAUUUGUCAUCUCUUUCAGCAUUCCACUUUGGCAUUUUUUCAUUGACAUAAUCUUAGUGCAUGUGCAUUCCGCAUCCCUCCCUCCCUCCCUCCCUCCCUCUCAAAAAAAGAUACACAAAAAAAGGCUCAUGACAUACAUAAUCCCAUGUUUAAUCUACUUGGCUAGUCUUGUUUCCCAUAAGAUAGCUUCCCAUAGUCUUCUUUACCCAUGCAAAGAGUUAUCGAUUUUUUUGAAAUGGAAGUCAAGGAUGGCCUGGUUUGUUAGGACAAAGAUAUUGAUAUUUUAGUGAUGGAAACAGAAAAUAAAUCUGAACUAUUUUCUUGGCAGCACUUCAUAAUGGAUAUCACACUAAGUGCAGAAUCCCGUGGUGGGCUUCAGACUGAAGGAAUUCCUCUACAAGCGGAGUAUCUCGCUGACUAUUGCAAAGCAGCUGUAAGUAUUAAUUGGGGCUUUUUUACAUGUAUAAUUAUUUGGCUUAUGUAUGAUUUUUUCUUGUUUUAAUUAUGUUGCUCAUAAGCGUCAAGGUUACUCACUUCCUUUCUAUAACGUUUAGGGGAGGCCCUGGCCGAUGGAAAACUGGAAGUUUUAUAUUGCCUUCUCUUUGUUCCGUAUUGCAGCAAUAUAUGCUGGAGUAUAUCACAGAUGGACUAUGGUAUUUCUCUUCAGCAUGGCUUGCCACCAUGACUACUUUAAUUUCGGAGACAUAAGUGGAAUUGCUUUACAUUUUGUAGGGUAAUGCUUCAGGGGGUGAACGUGCUCAACAUACUGGAAAACAAGCCAACAGAUUUAUUGAUAUAGCCUUGGAAUUUAUCCGUCUGGCACAUGUUCUUCCCGAUCAACCUCCAUCAGGUGGCUUUCGAUUUUUUUCAUUUGACAAUCACAUUAUCCGGCAAUGUUCACCAUGUCAAUGACUGCGACUUUGUUUCCGCACUUGAACCUUGAGCUUGUUUGCAUGUAUUUAAUUUUCAUUAGAAAUAAUACAAUGCAUACUCCCUUUAAAUGAAUUUCCCUCAGACUUAAAUCCGGAGUUGCACUUCUCAUUUGGGUAUGUCUCGCUGUAUUCUUAAACAUGUCCAUUGACUUUGCUAACUAAUAUAUUAGCCGAAUUGUUAGUCAAAGUUACCACCUGCAUUGUUCAAAUGGUUAAGCUGCUAAAUAUAUAUGAUUUCUCCCAUGUGAAGCUUUUGGAUAAGGGUAGAAGUCGUUGAACGAUUCGUAUACUCUAUGCUCCUUGCACGAUAAAAAAUGAAAUCAGUAAUGAUGCUGUCGACUAAAUAACUUGUUUAGAAUCAAAGCUAAUUUUAAAGCGUGCUUUUAGGUCUUAUGCUUGAUGGAACUCUUGUGAAUGUAUUGGGUCUAGGUAUUACGUGUAUAAUGGAAUACCCACUUUUUCCCUUCAUCACACUUCACUUUCUUACGUCCUUUGGAUCAAAGGCCCUACACGUAUUUGCCCAAAUUCCCCUUCGUAGAAGAAUCAGGAACAUCGAUUUUUUUGUGAGAAUUUGGACAUCUCAUAUAGAUACUUAUUUUUCAGCAUUGGCCAAUUCUAACCCAGAACCGUGUGACUUUUCUGAGAUUAAUUGAUAAACAGCUGAUUUUGAUGGGUUUGCCUCCGUAUUUGAAGCGAAUCGAAUUUGAAUCAGUCAAUCCUAGCUGAUUACCUUUUUAGUCGAAUUGCUACCUAAUUCAGAUGAUUUGGCCGACGACAAAUAUUUAGUAGAAUCAAGGAUGACAGCAGUCUCUUGGACCAUCUAAUCUGAUUUUUGAACUCCUUUUUACUGAUAUAUUUUAUCAAAAUAGAUAAAUAUGACUUCCAAUUUUAUUCCUCUCUAUUUUUCUUUAAAAUUAUAACUCGGUGUAUAAAAAUUCUGGUUAUUAUCCAGCAUUUUAGUGCCUAAAUACUUGAAAUCAAACUUGUAUUUAUUUAUUAAAAUUCGAUUCGUCGAUCAAUUUCCUGUUCGGUUUGCAGUUCACGUAAAUAAUGACCAUCUCAUCGACAGCAGCAGGAGCAACAUACAUCAUAGUUGGCAUUAGAAUGUCACCAUUAUCUAUCACUAUGAACUUAUCCAAACGUUAUGGAGUCAAAAUCGACAUGGUGAUUUUCACCAUACAUGAUUAUAAUGUAUGUUAUUCGAUGUGACUAUGCAUGUUUAUAAUGUAUGUUAUUUCCACUACGCAGUUUCUGGAAGGCUUCAAAAUCAUUUUCAUGAAGAGAGCAGAAGUCAAUCUUCAUCCAAAGGAAGUGGAAAUUUUGUUCCCACCCAAAAGGUUUUGGAACUACGAGAUAAAUUGCUUUUGUUUAUGGAAAAGCAUAUAUAUCCUAUGGAAAGUGAAUUCUACCAACUAGCACAAUCGAAUAGACGAUGGACGAUUCAUCCAGAAGAGGAAAGAUUGAAGGAACUGGCAAAAAAAGAAGGGCUUUGGAAUUUAUGGAUCCCUGUAUGCACUUAUCAAUAUCGACUCUAUAUUAUUUAAGUUGCAUUUAUCACCUCCCUGUACCUAACCCAUCAGAUUUUUGUUGUAAGGACUCGUAACUGACUAUUUGAUGCACAGUUAGACAGCGCUGUCAGAGCAAGAAAACUUCUUCUCGAUAAUACACUGAAAACUGCUGCUAGGAACGAGCGUUUAUUGGGUGCCGGGCUUUCAAAUCUGGAGUAUGGAUACAUUUGCGAGAUUAUGGGUCGUUCUGUCUGGGCUCCUCAAAUUUUCAAUUGUGGUCCACCUGACACGGGGAAUAUGGAGGUAAGGAGUCAUUUUGAGAAGAUAUGCACGCAGCUUUUGUUUUCGUUUCUAUUGAGCACUUACUGCCAUUCUCAUGUCGAUGCUCAUUCCAUGGUAUGCCUCUACCUGUCUCAGGCCAUAGACUGCGUUUUACAGGUCUGGUCUGGCUUGUCAUAUCUUCCUAUACAAUGAUCUGGACACAUUCCAACCUAUAUUCUCGGUCUGAUACUUAUUCUGUGAUGUUUCCUGUGCCUCAUUAUGCUUACUCCAAAUUGUUGUUUAUUUUCACUUACAUUUCAUCUUCGUUCGCCGAAUCUUGGCCGAGUGUUUUUAAAACUAAAAAAGUUCUCUCGUUCAUAUUUAAUUUUUCUGAUGGUUCUUAUGGUGGAACUUUCAUAAAAAAUUCAAAAGUUAUCAAACGACCUACCACUGUCUUGUGCCCUCUACUCGAGCAAAUAUUUCACAAGUGAAACGAGCGUCUUCACGGUCUAGCUUCUAAUCUUCUUGCGUGUUAGGUACUGCUGAGGUAUGGAAACAAGGAGCAGCAGAAAGAAUGGCUCGUCCCAUUGCUAGAAGGAAACAUUCGAUCUGGAUUUGCAAUGACCGAGCCUCGUGUUGCAUCCUCAGAUGCAACCAACAUCGAAUGUUCAAUUAGACGGUAGGUCUUCUUUGCAAGCACAUGUAACCUUCUUGUUCCUACCGUUUGAUCGCUUCACUUACUUGAAUCUAAGCAUUAUGGAUGGGGAUGUUAUUUCACUUGCUUACUUAGUCCAUGCCGUAUCUUAUGUCCCAUGAAGGAUCAAUAAUGAGAACUGAUAAAAGAUCCCAAAUUUGUCAAAUUUUCUGUGGCUGGUUUAUCAGGGAUUAGUGAAAGCUUGUUCCCACCUCACACAACAUGAGAACUUGUUUGAUCUUUUUCCUGGCGGGUUAAUAAUAUGAUCCCACUAGAAAUGACUGCAUCUGCUUUUCUGCCCAACAACAGAGAAGGGAAUUUCUACGUCAUCAAUGGCACCAAGUGGUGGACCAGUGGGGCCAUGGACCCUAGGUGCCGACUUCUCAUAGUGAUGGUGAGUUUCAUCACAUUCCCAUUUUGAUUGUUUUUCUCCACCCCAUCUCUUUAUUUUGCUUAAUUUAGUACUAUGUUUAUUUCAAAAAACCCACUGAGAUGGAGAGUCUACACAGGGAAAAACAGAUUUCAAUGCCCCUAGGCACAAGCAGCAGUCGAUGAUUCUGGUAGAUGCCGAGGCCCCGGGUGUUCUCAUAAGGAGGCCACUCUUGGUGUUUGGCUUCGAUGACGCCCCUCAUGGGCAUGCAGAGAUAUCCUUCGAUAAUGUGAGGGUGCCAGUGGAGAACAUCCUCCUUGGAGAGGGCCGUGGGUUUGAGAUCGCUCAGGUGAGGGUCAAAGUUGCCCCUUUUAUUGAACCAUUGGUCCGAAGGGAUCUGUGUAAUCUCUGGAUAUUAUUAUUUUCUGGUAUAUUUCCCGCAUCUGUGUGAUUUAUGCUUGACGUAGGCGACAUCUUGGUGAAGCCCACUCAUUUGGUUCCAUGCUUGGGAUCAUCUAGGAGUUCAGGGUGGCUCACUUCUCUCCUCUCUCUCUCGCAGGGGCGGCUAGGUCCGGGGAGGUUGCACCACUGCAUGAGACUGGUUGGAGCUGCAGAGCGCGGCAUGCAGCUGAUGGUACAGAGGGCUCUGGGGAGGAGAGUAUUUGGGAAGACGAUCGCAGAGCAGGGUUCAUUUUUGUCCGACCUCGCCAAGGUGAUAUUUACUUGCGUCUUUCAUUCUAUCCUUCCUCCCCUACUUUGCUGACCAAACCGGGGUGCCCUAUACAGUGCCGCGUGGAGCUGGAGGCGACAAGGCUUCUGGUUCUCGAAGCGGCGGAUCAACUCGACAGGCUUGGGAACAAGAAGGCUCGCGGAACAAUCGCCAUGGCGAAGGUGAACCGUGAGGAUCCCCUAACUUCUGAAACUGGGCCUGCGAUAUCUUCUGCCUGACGGUUGACUUCCUGCUUUGCCGUCGCAGGUGUCGGCUCCCAACAUGGCACUGAGGGUACUGGACAUGGCGAUGCAAGUCCACGGGGCCGCCGGCUUGUCGUCUGAUACUGUUCUGUCCCACCUCUGGGCUACCGCUCGGUCCCUGAGGAUCGCCGACGGCCCCGACGAGGUCCAUCUGGGCACCAUAGCCAAGCUGGAGCUCCAGAGAGCGAAGCUAUGA